Messenger RNA from Monopterus albus (swamp eel), 1572 nucleotides. Its product is annotated as transforming growth factor-beta receptor type 3-like protein. Gene Ontology annotation, biological process: transforming growth factor beta receptor signaling pathway; regulation of transforming growth factor beta receptor signaling pathway; epithelial to mesenchymal transition. Lineage: Eukaryota; Metazoa; Chordata; Actinopteri; Synbranchiformes; Synbranchidae. Gene Ontology annotation, molecular function: type II transforming growth factor beta receptor binding; glycosaminoglycan binding; transforming growth factor beta binding. The record is from RefSeq and is a predicted model, not a curated record. Bases 1 to 1149 code for a protein of 382 amino acids. The transcript is spliced from 8 exons.
AUGGCAAUAUUAUCAAUUUGCAGUGAGAUCUACAGCACGGUGAUUGGGGCUGCGGCCCCCGGCCCCCCCGGCCCCCUCGGCCCUGCUGCUGAUAGUACUGAUGAGCUAAACACUCCUCGGGCAGGGCUGCUCCCUUGGGCACCUGAGGGUCCGGGGCCCGAUUCAGACCUCAGCCGCAUCCCGACAUCCAGGCACAGAUCUGGGCCUCUCCUUCUCCUGAAGCUUUUUGUCACUGGGAGCUACGAGCAGAGGCGGAGUGGCCCCUGUGUCAUCACCGCAGACCAUCGCAUUUAUGUCGAGAUUUCAGCCAAAGGACCCCUCACAGAUGUUGUGGAGGUGAGGUCAUGCAUGGUCUCGCCUCAUUCAGACCCCAAAAAAUCUCCUUUCUGGUUUGUCAUAAGAGAGGGCUGUUCCUCAGACCCCUCAGUGGCCUUGGAAGCAACGACCAAAGAAGAAGAGGGGAAAGGUGAUGGCAAAAUGGAAAAGGAAGAGAUGGAGGGAGGUUAUCACAGACAUAAUGCCUCACUCCGACAGGAAGUUGGAAGAAGAAAAGAUGCACCAGCGAGGAUGGAGAGGAGCAGCAUGGUCAUGGGAGCAGAGGAGGAGCUCCAGCCCUUGAGAUUCAGUUUUAUCCUGCGGUCGGUUUAUAAUAACUCUAUGCAGUUUCUCCACUGCAGCCUUCACCUGUGUGUCUCCGACUCUACGAGGAGGAACCCCACGAAGGAAGCAGUGAAGGACUGUAAGGAUGGACUGCGUAUUCCAGCACUUCAGUCCAGGUCACCCAGACAUCAGUGUGAGAUCAGAAACCUCUCCAGGCCCGUCUUGGUCACUCAGUUUAUUAGUUCCCUGGCACCCAGACUGCCGAGGCCCCCUGCUGGCCAAAAGACCAAGAGACUGAGUGUGUCCCAGCUGCCCAGCCAAAACCCAGAGCACAGCAGCUCAGUGGUGCAGAUAGGACCCAUGAUGGGAAUCGUGUUUGCUGCCUUUGUGAUGGGUGUCACUCUGAUGGGGGGACUGUGGUGCAUCUAUAAUCAUACAGGGGGGCGUCCAACAUCACCUGGAGGAGACAAAGGUCAGUUAACAAGCCGAACUCAAGGAGGCCACAACGCCUGGAAUCCACUGUCUGAGCAGUCGUCCAGCUCGGUGUAGAGGAUUUCCUCCUGCAAAUCAGAGAGAAGUGGAGCAGACGUUCCGUGUGUGUGUGAGCGGGCACAGCCACCUGUCGGUGCGUGCACAACCGGACUGAGACCGUGUGAAUACAGUAGCAUUUCCCCAUCGCUGCAUUGUGACAAAGUGAAACGCUGUUUGUGUGAUGCUUCGAGCCGUUCUACAUGGAGUCAUUUCAGAAGUGGCAGUGAGUGUGACACCACAUCACCGUCGCCUGUAAAGACACAACGCAGUGCCAAAGACGGGCACUGUGCGUGUGUGCCUGGUUUGACUCUGAGCUGUUGUGUUGUAACUGAGUCAGCUGGAUAUCAGAAGUUCGUCUGUGUGAAUCGUUGUGUGUUUUACACUGAGCUAAUUGGCCUGUCGCUCUCACAUCACAUGACCCAAAUAAAACAGAGGAAGUUG